Messenger RNA from Didymodactylos carnosus, 3303 nucleotides. The record is from the annotation of a GenBank genome assembly. Lineage: Eukaryota; Metazoa; Rotifera; Eurotatoria; Philodinida; Philodinidae.
AUGACAAAAAAUGUUUCUAAUUCUAUUCAUCAAUUAAAGAAAGUAGCAACUUUAUGUAAAUGGUCAGCAAGUCCGGUUGCAAUCAGAGCUGCCAAAAGUCGAACAACAAUCGAAUUAACAAAAAAAGAGGGUAGUCCACUUGGUCUAACGAUAUCCGGUGGUGUUGAUAAAGAGGGUAAACCACGUGUAGCUCAACUCAAACAUGGCAGUGUUGCUCAAAAGUGUGAUGUUCUGGAAAUUGGUGAUGUAAUUUUAAGUGUAAAUGGUAUUAAAACAGCCGGUUUAAAACAUGAUCAAGUUAUUGAAUUAAUUAAACAAGUUGGCGAUCAAUUAACGUUAGAAAUUGAAUAUGAUCUACCAUUAUGGCCCAUUCAUUCUGUCAAUACUGUUCAUACAAAAACAAUUCAAAUUCAGCUUGAAAAAGAGGGACACAGUUAUGGUUUUACUUUAAGAGGUGGCCUCUGUGAUGAUAAAUGCAAAACAAGGCCGCUGAUUGUGACAAAAAUACGACCAAGUGGACCAGCAGACAGAAAAGUUUUUAAUUAUGAGUUUGCUGAUCGCAUGGCAUAUCAAGCAUUAAUUUCGAGCUAUAAUAAUAUCUGUUAUAGAGAAGGAACAAUUAAAAUUGGUGAUCGUGUACUUGCCAUCAAUGGAAUUAGUGUUGCAUCAGCAACAUUACAAGAUGCUCAUAAUUUAAUGAAACAAUGUAGAGGAACAACAUUAUUUUUAAUUGAAUAUGAUGUCGCUGUUGUAGAUAGUGUUAAACAUGCCACUGGUCCACUAUUGAUCGAAAUAGAAAAAUCACCCGGUUCAACAAUUGGAAUUAGUUUAGCACAAAAAUGGGUUCGUGGUCGAUCGAUUAUUGUUGUCGAUACUGUUAAACCAGCUAGUAUUGCAGAUCGGUGUGGUGCAUUGAGAUGUGGUGAUCAUAUAAAUGCUAUUGAUCAAAAAUCAUUUGAUAACGUAACAAUAAAUGAUGCUAACAAUGUUCUACGAUCAUGCACCGGAGAAUUUUGCCGGAUUGAACUAACACCGUCCAGUUUCACACGAUCACCAGAUCCACUACAUAGAGUAUCAAUAAAUGACAAUACCACAUUUCAACGUGCACCAUCUUCAAAUUCCAUGGGUAACUGGACAAUGCGAAAUAGUUUUCAAAAUAUUGCGAGAAAAUCAACAAAAGCGAGACAUAAUUCAAUAAGCUCGUUGAAUUCUUGUUAUCAAUCUAUUAUUGGCAAUCAAGUGUGUCAUGCAGAAACAAUGGAUGUUUUAUUGAGAAUUGAUGAAAAUGGUGGUAGUAAUUUUGGUUUUACGCUGCAAGGAGCAUCGUUUACUUCGGACACAUUAAUGCAGCCACCUGUGAUCGGAUAUUUAGAACCGAACGGAGUUGCUGAAAAAUCCGGUGUACUGCAACCGGGUGAUCGUGUUCUCGUUGUGAAUGGUCAACAACUGGAAGGUUUAACAUUAGAAGAUGCUAGACGAGUUAUCAAAGAGACAAAUCAACAAAUUCAUUUAGAAAUUGAAUUCGACGUUGCUGAUUCAGUCAUGCUAUCGUCAGGAACUUGUCAAGUAAAAAUUUUACGAAAAACUCUCGAUCUUGGUCUAUCUGUAACUUAUCCUCGAUCUAAUCGUCCAGAUGAACCACCAUUAAUUAGUGAUGUCAAAAAAGGCAGUAUAGCAUAUAGAUGCGGAAUGAUACAACCUGGUGAUCGUUUAUUAUCAAUUGAUCAUCAUACAUUACGUGGUAAAAGUUUAACAGAAAUCAUCCAUUUAUUAAAAAACUGUGAUGAAAUCGUGAGGCUGAAGAUAAAAAAAGAUGAUGUAUAUUCAGAAGAUAAUCUCAAUGAAAAUGUUGUUGUCUAUAAAGUACAAUUGUUAAGACAAGGUGGGCCACUCGGUUUAACUAUUUCAGGAAGUGAAGAUGUGUUUGAGCCAAUUAUAGUAUCAGGAUUAUGUGAAGGUGGUCUCGCUGACAAGACAAAUGCUAUUCAUAUUGGUGACCGUAUAUUGGCAAUUAAUGAUGUAACACUAAGAGGAAAAGGUCUCAAUGAAGCUAUUAAACUAUUGCAAGCAAGUGGCGAUGAAAUAACAUUAAAAAUAUCGCGAUCACUCGAUUCACAAAUACAGAAAUUACGUAAUUUUAAUAAUGAAGAUUAUACACCAUCUGUUGACAGUGCAAUGGAAUCGUGGGAUGGUUCAAAUACCGAACAUCGUCUAAGCGAUAAUAGUGAUCAUAAAGAAAAUGACAGCAGUAACAAUCAGAAUCAUAUAAAUGGCAAUGAUAGUAUAUUACCUCGAAGUGACUUUGUCUUGAAACAUGGUCAUCAUUUAACUCUAGCCCGUCCAUCGGGAUAUCGCACACCACCUACGAAUGGUCGUCCAUUGGAAACUAUUCGUCAUUCGGAUAGUGGCGAUAGUAUUCAUGUAGCUGAACGAGAAUUAUCUCGGGUACUCAAUGAUUUAGACGUAUGUACCGUUAUAUCAAGACAAGCGAAAUCUACAGAUCAUAAUCAACGAACUUAUAGUCAUCGUUCUACAAACGGUAAUAAUAAUCAUCAUUAUUACAAUAAUAACGAUAGAAAAUAUGAUAAUUGCGACGAGAAUGAUCAUAAUCUAGCCUAUUAUAAUCAAUUUAACAAUAGUAAUAGAAAUCGACCUAUGAUAACAAAUGGUGGUCAAAAUACAAACGGUGACAAUACAGAUUUUGCUGUUAAUACACUUUUACACUCGACAACACCAAAUAAUUUGCCAAACGAAGUUACAAAUCGAAAUAUAAACAAUAAUAAUAGUACUCAUAAUAACCCAAAUAGUUAUGUUUAUCAACAUAUUCGAUGCGAUUUAUUAACAGUUAUUCUCAAACGUGAUAAACGUAUUUUAGAUUUUGGAUUUUCUAUAUCGGAUAGACUCUAUGGAACGGGAGUGUAUAUAAAUAAAAUUCGGGCAAAUGGACCAGCUGAAUUUGAAGGAACAUUAAGACCGUGUAUGAGAAUAUACAAGGUAAAUUCAGUCGAUGUAACUCGUAUGGAAUGUAAUCAAGUUGUACCAUUACUAUCAAAUUCUCACGAUGAAUUACAACUAAUUGUUAGUCGUACACCAGCACCUAUGUUCGAUGAAACAGAUGAAUACGAUCUAUUAUCAUCUGAUUUAGAAGAAGAAACACCCACCAAGACAGUAGCCACCAUUUUACAAAAUGAACAUGAGAAUGAAAAUAGAAACAAUAACAAUAAUAAUGAUGCACCAUCACCAGAUUCAACGUGGAAAAAUAAUUUUACCCUAUUAUCACAAGCAAAAACUAGUACAGUGUAA